Messenger RNA from Chlamydomonas reinhardtii, 3499 nucleotides. RefSeq lists its product as uncharacterized. The transcript is spliced from 7 exons. The coding region runs from base 207 to 2411 and encodes 734 amino acids. Lineage: Eukaryota; Viridiplantae; Chlorophyta; Chlorophyceae; Chlamydomonadales; Chlamydomonadaceae. The record is from RefSeq and is a predicted model, not a curated record.
CUUUCGCACGUAAUACCAAUUUGUUCUUACAUUGUAAAUUCCGGGGGAAGCCCACUUCGUUCACUCCUGCGAAACAAAUUCACUAAAGUAAGCCUGAGGUAGACUGCAAUACGUGAAAUGCGUUUACGCCGCUGUGCACAUUUUCUGCAAGACGGCGAGUGCAGCGCUCGGGAAGGUCGGGAAGCUGACGCACCAAGCGCGUCACAAUGUCGAAAGCCAGAAGCACAUUGAGCAUCGGGACCAUAUCAGAGCCACAGGUCGCCAGCGUGCUCCAAUCUCCAGGGCGACAAUUACGCCAUCACCAUGCAUGUUCCCUGCACGACUUGUGCGCGCUGUGCCAGGAGACAGCGUCUCACUUCCAGUAUGCAGAGCUGGAGACGCCGGCGUCUCCCGACGGACCACAGCCAGAGAGCACACGCGUGGCCGCACACGAUGUGUGGCACCUACUGCUGGAGUCCCCGCUCGCCCACACCAGCGUCACGCUGCGGCAGCGGCUGCACCUGCGAAGCCUGGUUCUACCGCCCCCCUCGGCGCUGCACCCCGCUGAGGCGCCGGCGCAGCUGGUAAUGCGCAAGGGCGUGUGGCUGUGGCGAGACCAGGUCGACGCCACGCCGCCCAGUGCCAGCGGCACAAUCACGCCCGCCGCCUCGGCGGCCGCGGUGCCCGGCUACGAGGACACGCCGCCCGACCGCAUCCGCCGCGCGCUCAAUGGUGAGGGCAACGGCCCCUCGCGCCUGGGCCCUGAUGACCACGUGCGCCGCAUGUUCGCCUGCCGGGAUGCGCUGGUGGCGGCGGCGGAGCACGGCGACACCGACGCUCUGACGCUGCUGGUGCGCCACACCGUCUUCAGGUCGUAUGCAUUCGGCCCCCACGCUGCCGUGAGCCGAGACAUAAUGCUGGCCGAUCUCAUCUGGGCCUUCUGCGGCGGCCGCAUUGCGCCCGAGCUGUUGGGCUGGAUGUUCGGCGACGCUUCACUGCCGGAGGUGGAGUUGGAAAUGGAUGCGCCCUUCGCCGAGUGGCUGGACAGCGACGUUCCCUACCUCGCAGCGGCUAUGCACUUGCACAACUCCGCAGUAGCCACGGGCACUACACCGGCGCCUGAUGGUGGCAGCGGCAGCGGCAGCGGCAUGAGCAGGGCGAGCAGAGAACCAGCCGCAGACGGCGCUGCCGCAGACGGCGCUGCUGCAGACGGCAUCAGUGGUAAUGGCUACGACUCGAGAGACAGCCCGCUCUCAGUGCUGCGGGAGUUUGGCUUUGCGUUUCAUGAAUCGGGCCGGACGUUCCUGCUGGCGGUGUGGCUCUACCUGCACGACCGUUGCAGUGAGGCGGCGAUUGGCUGGCUGGCUCAGCAGGGCUGCCCCACAGGACCGCCCGGCUGGGCCUACGCGCUGGUGGCAGGGCUGCAGCCCAGCACCGAGUGGAGCCGGCGGCAGGAGGAGGCGCUGGCAGUGCUGGCGGAGGCGCACGUGCCGCUGGGGCCGGCGGCGCUGGCAGACAUAUGGCGGCUGGGGCCCAAGCCCUUCAGCAGCUACGUUGGCUUUCUCGCUAAGCAGCGCUGCCGCGGCGUGGGAUCGCCCCGCCUCUAUGCCGCCGCCAGCUGCUGUGCGCCCUUCAACCCCGCCUCCCGUGCCGACGCCCGCGCGCGCCGCCGCUUUCUCAAGCAGUCAGGCCUGGCGCCACCGCGGCUGCAGCGGCUGUGCGGUGUGCUCUGCUUGGCGCCGUCAGCGGCCGACGGCUUUGCUGGCGCCGCCGCUUGGGACGACGCCGGCAGCGACGCCGAGCUCGAUUGCAGCAGCGGAGGCACUGAGGCUAGCAACGCAAGUGCCGACGGCGGUGGAGGCAGCCCCGGCGCUGGGGGGAGCGGAAGCUGGGGCAGAGGAGGGGGCUUGUCGGCGAUUCCCCGGUAUGGGUCGCGUGAGGUGACGAAACCGCUCCUGGAGAUAUUGGAGGGAGUGCCGGCGGAGUGCCUUGUAGUAGGCGGGCCGGCGGCGUCGCAGUCAAACGUGUCGGGUGCGUUGGCUGCAGCGCUGCAGGACCUGCAGCUGCAGGAUGCUAUUGGCAGCGGUGGCGGCGGCCGCAGCGGCGCUGCGACGCCGGCGGCGUCCAUGGCGGUGGCUCUGCACGCGCGGCAGCUGCGUCAGCAUCUGCAGGCUCAUCUACAGCGGCGGGACCAGGGGGCCGCACAGGGCAUGAGCAGCUCACAAUCUGACAAUGCCAUGACAUUCAGCUCGGGUGGGAGCGAGGCGGUGCAAUCGCAGCAAUCGCAGAGCGGCGAGGGACAGGGAGAGGGAGAGGUCGGGGAGGAGGCGGUGCAGCAGCGGAACCAGGGAGAUACGGUCGGUGGAAGUGGAGAGUUUGCUGAGCUGGAGCCGGCGCCGGCGGUGGCUUUGGAGGGUCACAACCCGUGCUGAAGGUAUGCGGCGGACAAGGGUGUGCGCUUUCGCUAGGGUUGAGAGCUUGUGGUCGCGAGCGCUGUCAGACUUUCAAAAGCAAUGCCGGAAGGCUACGAAUGAGAUACAAUUCUGCAUAAUGGGACGGGCAUGUGCUGGUGUGCGGCGGUGUGUGGCAUGCCGUGCUUUACGUUUAGCUGGCCUUCAUGAUUGCUAUAGCGGACUCUGGAGAGAUGUCUGCAGCUUAGGCAACCCCAGAUUUUGGUAUUUUGGGAGGGUUUGCUCAUUACCUUGGGUGUCCCUAAGCCCAGGUGAAUAAAGAUGUUUUCCGAAAGUGAAUACUAGGGAGGACGAAUGGCAGAUGGUGCCACAGCAAUCUCCCGUAUCGGGUCAAGAACAGUUGAGCGUGAGUCGUGCGACAUACCUCGCAUGCGGUUUCGGCAGGCAACGCCAGUGCGGGCUUGCGCUGACGUGUUGUGACGGGUGGCCAGGCCUACAUAUGUGGGGCUACACACGCAGGGUUAUGGCUGUGUCUGAGUCAGCUUGUUAUGGUCAACCAAAUGUCAUUUGCAAUUGCUUAUUUUGGUGAAGCAUCUGCCUAAGUGUAGUAUAUGUGCAGGAGAAUGGAGCAUUUUAACACCUAGUCUUUGCUGAGUGCACACAAAAGCACUGUCCUGGCGGACGGUUGACAGCUCACAUUCGCGUUUGCGGUUCUUCUCUUGAUUGCGGUUUGGAUCUGUUUGGAUCUUGUAGUCCGUGUAUGUUUAGAUCCAGAGUAGGCAGGGGAGAAACACGUGCACGUGGGCCAGCAGGGAGUGAGCACCCGUGCACGGAUGAGCAGAUUGGACUUGUGCAUUUGCUCAUGUCAAAUGGAUGUGUGCAACCCGAUCAAGCUCGUACCUAGAGACGCACACGUCGCUAUAGUAGUCAGUAAAGGUCAGAAGGCAUGGCCGCGACGUGUUGGGCAGAUGCCCUGUCGUCAAGCAGGAGACGGUGCGCAGUAUGCGCUUGGACACAGGGCAGAACGAUGUAAGCUGUGAAGGGCUGAACACACACGCUGGCCGCUGGCUUGAACAUCGGUGUGCGAUGGGACAGGGUUAAGGCAGGUU